AUGGCAAAUUCGAACAAAACAACAUCGUCCAGCGGCGUCGUACAAGGAGCGUCGCCAUCCCGCAAUGGCAAAGUAGAAUCCGCACCCAGGUCCUUCUUCUCCAAGAGAAUGGCUAUCCUUUUCAUUGUUUCUGCGUAUAUCUUUUUAAAGCACCAAGAUGACUUACAAGGACAGGGAGGAGAGCAGUUGGCCAAAGUGCAAGUACCUAACAGAGUUAUUAGAAGUUUAGCAAAGGAAACCGAAUCUCAAUCAGAAGAUGAGGGUGAAUUAGAGGAGGUGGAAUACGAAAAUGAUGAAGAUGCUGAACAAGAAGUGUAUGAAGAAUCACGGGAAUACGUAGGUGAUGAUGAGGAGGUGGAAGGAGAAGAAUUUGUAGAAGCACAGGAAGAGAUGCCAGAAGGAGGUUAUUCUGAUGAGGAAUAUGAAGAGCAGGCUGUUGAAGGACGGGACGAGGUGCCAGAAGGAGGUUAUUCUGAUGAGGAAUAUGACGAGCAAGCUGUUGAAGGAGAAGAAUUUGUGGAAGCACAGGAAGAGAUGCCAGAAGGAGGUUAUUCUGAUGAGGAAUAUGAAGAGCAGGCUGUUGAAGGAGGAUAUUCUGAUGAAGAAUAUGAACAGCAAGGUGUUGAAGGAGGAUAUUCUAAUGAGGAGUAUGACCAGCAAGGUGUUCAAGGAAUAUCUCCUGAUAAGCACCAACAAAAGCAAGCUGUUCAAGGAGGAUAUACCUAUAAGCAGCAAGAAAAGAAAGCUGCUCAAGGAGGAUAUGAAAAAGGGGAGAUCGGUCUGCGAGGAGAUUACUUUUAUGGUGAUAAUGCGGAAGAAAAACAGCAGGUAAAUGCAUAUAAAGGGUUUGAGUUUGAACUAGUAUAUGAACCACAUGAAAAUGAAGGUAUGUCAUUAAAGGAACUAUUGAAAGACGAUUUGAAGGCCGGAGUUAUUCCUAUUGUGGACAUACAAUGCCGAUUGAUUCCAAAAAAAGAUCCUGAAGAGAAGGGAUCUCCAGUGAGUAAUUUAUUCAAAUCGCAUGAUCACGCAAAUGGAGAUUCAAGAUGUGCAGAUUGGGGUACAUACCUACAAAGCUUAGGAAAGGAUUGGGUGAAAUUGGAAAGCAAAUUAAAUAAUGAAAGAGCAACCUUCAUGGGACAGAAGGAGGCAGAAUGGAAUAACUGGAUACAAGGUAUUAAACAUAUGUUGGUACAACAAACGAGAGAUUCAACAGAAGAAGGGAGCACAGGAUACCUGAGAAGUUCACAUGAAAAUAGCAAUGACCAAUCAUCUAAAGCAGCAUUAAAAGCUGAUAUUAAAACACAAUUGAACAAAUGGUUGACAGAGACUCGUUGCGGCUUAUUUAGCAUUCUCGCUAAAUAUAUGAUGCAAUUUGAAGACAAUAAUAUGAAAGGAUGGUUAUUGUAUCACUGGAACAACAACGAAAAGGUUACUGUUUCUAACUCGCUUGGACUCAUGCCAGCAACAGAACUGUUAAAUAUGGCCCAGACUAAAAUAUGGUACCAGCAAGAUCAAUACAUGGAGGAAGAGAGAAAGCAACUCAUGAAAUGGUUUCUCCAUAAACAAGACGAAUGUUUAAAAAGACACUGGGAACAAUUUGAUGAGUGGAAAAAAGGAAAAGUUGACAUGUUAAAUUCAAAGACGUUGAAGAAGAACAACAACAAGAAGAAGGACAACAACAAGAAGAAGGAGAGCAACAAGAAGGAGAAGAAGAAGUACCACCAACCCCAGUCGACGAGGAAGCACAAGAAUAAACUUGUUAAUGAAGUAACAAUAUGA
Molecule: messenger RNA, 1782 nt
Organism: Plasmodium fragile
Lineage: Eukaryota; Apicomplexa; Aconoidasida; Haemosporida; Plasmodiidae
Exons: 3
Coding region: 1-1782 (593 amino acids)
Source: RefSeq, a predicted model, not a curated record